This is a messenger RNA of Drosophila guanche, 3554 nucleotides long. RefSeq lists its product as uncharacterized. NCBI's taxonomy places the organism in Eukaryota, Metazoa, Arthropoda, Insecta, Diptera, Drosophilidae. Gene Ontology annotation, biological process: protein import into nucleus. Bases 230 to 3526 code for a protein of 1098 amino acids. The transcript has 4 exons. The record is from RefSeq and is a predicted model, not a curated record. Gene Ontology annotation, molecular function: nuclear import signal receptor activity. Gene Ontology annotation, cellular component: cytoplasm; nucleus.
GCUAUUGAUUUAGUGUUAGCUCACAGUCCAACUAAAACUAAAUCUAAAAUUUAAAGUACAAAUAUUUAUUCUUGCAAAAAGAAAGUGCAGCUAGCGACAGCAGAAACAGAUGUACGAAGUGAAACAACCCACCAAGAACUGAACUGAUCCUCAGGGAUCAACCUCAGGGGAUUGGAACUAUCAAAAACAACCGCUCCGACCCGUGAUAAAUGAUAAAUGUUAAUCAACAAUGUCUCACAAGAAGAAAAUGCUGAAGCUUUUGCUGUCAAACACGCUCUCCACUCAUUUAGAGAUAAAACAAAAAGCCUUUGAGGAACUGGAGACUGAAUUCUGCGAUAAUGAGAGCACUCUGGCUCUGUGCGAACUUCUUGGCUUACAGCACCCUGCAGAGCUGCGUCUGUGCGCUGCAGAAAUGUUAAGCAAGCGACUGUCUCCAUUCGAACAGUGGAAAGAACUCUCAACGGACAAGCAGGGCAAUGUACAGACAAUGCUCUUCCAGGCACUGCAGUCACUGAGCGACUACGAAGACUUGGCUGUUCAGCAGCUGAUUGUGCACAAUGUCAGCAUUCUGAUGGAACACGAACGAACCAACAGCAGUGACGGCAAUGAGGGCAGAUGGACGGAUGCCGUGUUUCAGUACGUGGAGGCGAUUUGUCUCUCCAGCGAGAUUGAGCUGCGGAAAUUGGGUGUCACGGUGCUGGGCCUGAUGGCCGAUGUGUCGCCUGAUGUUUUCAUUCAACAAAUCGAUCGAGCUCAGCGGAUUGUCGUGAAUGGCCUGCGGUUGGCUGACGAAAGGAAUUUGCUGGGCACAACAAUAUCAGAAUGUCUGUGCAAAGUGUGGAGCAGAUCACUGUCCUUAGGUCACACGCAUUUGACGGAUCGGACUGCACUGUCAGCCUCGCUGCCAUUCGUCAUGAAAACACUGAGAGUGGUAGCCGCUCAGGAGCCACCAGAUCGGGGGCAUGGCAUUUUUGAAUUGCUCCAAACUCUAUUGGAAUUCACACCCGAAGUGGUACAGUCCCAGUUGUCAGUCGUGCUGGAGGAUCUGCUACCCAUGAUCGAGGACAUCACUCUGAGCAAAGCACUUCGCGUAUAUUCCAUUGAGUUGCUGGGUUGCCUCUUACUCCUCUCGCGACGCGACAUAAUCCGUCGAGGCUGGAUGAACAGAAUUCUCAUUUCACUGCACAGUUUGUUUGUGGAGCGAGUUUUAGAAUUGGAAAGCGAGUUUGAUGAGGAAACACCAGAUGUACUCGCUCCUGGUAUUCAUGUGCUGCUGGAGCUACUCCAGCAAUCAUCCACCGCCAAAAUGGCAUCCCGAGCACUCCAACUCAUUGAGCCCAUAAUGCAAGAGCAGGAGCAACAUUCCGAGACACAACGCAGUGGCACACAAUACUUUCUGGCGGUGCUGGUCGAGGGAUUCGUUCAUCAAUUAGAUCAACCAACUAUGAAUCGUUCCAUGGCCAUUGUGCAGAGCGGACAUUCGGACUCAAGUUUAGUUGUGAGUCGGGCCUCAUAUUUUGCAAUGGCAAAAAUGGUCGAGUGUCUGCAACCGAAAAUCACACAGCAGGCCGAUGCAGUAUUCCCUAUUUUCUUCAACUAUCUGGAGACGAACACAGGAUCGGAGAAUAAGCGACUCUCGAAGGGGGAAUUGAUUAAAAAUUCCGACAUUUUCUACGCCCUGGAAACCUUCAUCGAGAGCCUGAGACCAAGAGCACUUGGGGCGCACUUACCCGGCCUUAUUUCUCUGCUUCUGCCUUACGUUCAAGCGGCAAAGAAUUCCUUGUGGAUGCAACACCUGGCGCUGCGUUGUAUUGCGGCUCUGGCACGGAAAACCAAGACUUCAUUUGAACCAUACUUUGAUGCAGUUUGCGAUGUUGCUCGAGCAUUAACUAAUACAGCGGCUAAUAGGAAUGAUGAGCUGAGAACUAUACUCAGAGCUCAAUCUUUGAAGCUCAUUGCCACAUUGGCUCGUGUGAGUCGAGAGAAAUUCGCUAUACUCUCCCCCCAGUUAAUGGACUUAUCCAUGGCACUCAUGCAGGACAUGGACACUGCCGAGGAUAUAAUCUUUAUGUACCCACUGAUGGCCGAACUGUCUGCAGUGGUGCCCGAACAGUUUCAAGAGCCCUUCCCUGUUAUAAUCCGUAAUCUGUUUCAAACUAUUGAUCGUCUGAACGCAGACGGAGGCAGCACUCACAGCUUCAGCAACACUUUCACGGACAUCGAUGACUCAGAUGAGCGCGAGGAAGCUCUUCGCUGCAUUCAGAGCUUUGCUGUCCACUUGCCGGAUCUGCUAUUUCCCUAUAGAUCGAAGGCCCUGCGAUGUGCACUUAAGUGCGUCUCACAUAGAAAGAAACUCGUUCAGAGAGCCGCCUUCGAAGUGCUCUCUAAGAUCCUGCAGCUGGAGUGGAAAAGUUGGAAUCUCCGCAGAGCCAAGAAGCUGUGCCGGAAAGUGUUUCCACCUCUGCUGGAGUUCAUGGAGUCGUCCAGUGAUGCUGCCAAUGCCAAUGCCGUACUAUCCGUCGUUCGCCUACUGCUGGAUAACCCAAAGAUCCAAUGCCGAGCGCUCAAAAGCUACGCGAGUGAGCUGCUCAGCCUUAUGCAGAAGAUCCUGCAACGUCAACUCCGUUGCCAGGCUGUCAACGAUGAUACUCAGCGCAUAGAAACCUGCAGUGAGAUUGUUUGCCAGGAGAAACAGUUGCUGGAACUGGUGGGCGAUGUGUUGCCCAUUCUUGGCUACACAGUGGGACCGAAGGAGUUUGACGUUUACUUUCGGCGGCUGGUCAUGCACUGCGAACGGAGGUGCCUGAGGCAACUAGAGAAGGGAAAUAUUACCAGUCAUCAGUCUCUCAUCGUGAAUGUCCUCUCACGUUGCUUCGUUCAGCUGGGCAACAAGGGCAGGCCCUACUACAAUAUCCUUUGCAAUGGCAUCAUCGCAGGACUGCUCGAUGAUCAGCAGGAGGUGCGACGGCGAAGCUUGUUCUCCCUGAAAGUGAUGAUCCUCAAUGCCGAGAAUAUGCUGAAACACAUCAUAAAUGCAGUCUCGAACGCAAUGAUCACCGCUCUAAAGCCAGACACGUUGCUCUCGCUGGAAGAGCAGGAUCAUGUCUGCGGUUUGCUCUGCCUCAUGAUCAUCAUCGAUCACCGGCAUUGCCCCGUUGAGCAGUUUGUUGAAGCGAUCAGCCGCCAUAUUCCCUUUGCCGUGGUCCGUACUGAAUACGUUACUGUGAGUCGUUGUCUGAUGGUGCUCUUUGAGCAUUACUAUGGGUACAUCCGACCACACUUGUCCAAGGUCCUUCAAUUGAUCAACUCGCUGCUGGAUAGAAGGGAAAGAUCGUAUCAAUGGUACCUCAAGUGGUCCAAGCUGCUACUUUUGAUACGCAAGAAAAAUUCUGAAUCUCGUAUCAACGACAAAAAGCAGACUGAACUCGUAAGCAACGAGAUGGAGCAGACUGACCUCUGUUGCAACGAAGAGGAGCAGCUUGAGCUGUUCAUCUGCCCUACCUACAAACAUAAAAACAUUUGUUAAAUUUUCAAAUUUUCAAAUUUUUUUCUUU